Cajanus cajan (pigeon pea) is the source of this 816-nucleotide messenger RNA. The record is from RefSeq and is a predicted model, not a curated record. NCBI's taxonomy places the organism in Eukaryota, Viridiplantae, Streptophyta, Magnoliopsida, Fabales, Fabaceae.
GACUUUAUAGCUCAAUGGUGGAGACUUUAUGGUUCAUCAACCCCCAAUUUACAACAACUAGCCAUAAAGAUAUUGAGCUUGACUUGUAGUUCAUCCGGUUGUGAACGUAACUGGAGCGUCUUUGAGCAAAUUCAUACUAAGAGAAGAAAUAGGCUUGAUCAUAAAAAAUUACAUGACUUGGUCUAUGUUAAGUAUAAUCAAGCACUCAUGCGAAGAUACAACCUUAAGGAUGAAGUUGAUCCCAUUAGCCUUAAUGAUAUUGAUGAAUGUAAUGAAUGGCUGGUUGGAGAGAUGGAUGGGGAUGAUGAUGAUGAAGUUGAAGCUCUAGAUGAGAGGGUUUUUGGUGGAAAUGAUCCACUUACUUGGAAUCAAGUUUAUGAUGUUUCAGGGGUUGGAGAGCCUCUAAUGUAUACUAGGCGUAACAAAAGGAAGCAACCUCCAAGUGGGGAAGGAGCAUCGUCUAAAAAAGGCAAAGGAGUGUCUUCUUCAACUAGGAAAGGAAAAGGAAAAGUUGUUGAAGUUGUUGAAGAAGAUUCAGAAGAAAUUAGUGAGGAGUUAGAGGAAGAAUUGCCAAAUAUUAACUUUGACAAAUCAGAAGAUGAAGAAGUUGAAGGCUAUGCCCCUUUGGCAUUCAAUGAAGAGAAUGAUUACAUUGAGGAAGAGGAGGAGGAUGAUUAGAUUAGCAAAAUGCUUCCUGUACUCUUGUUUUUCUAUGUUUUUUGUUGUGUUUUAAUCAAUUAUGUUAUGAGAAAAUGAAUUAUGGUAUUGUUGUUAUGAUAUUUAAGUAUUUAAGUUGAUAUUAUGUUGGUUUUAAUU